This is a messenger RNA of Puccinia graminis f. sp. tritici CRL 75-36-700-3, 2183 nucleotides long. RefSeq lists its product as uncharacterized. The transcript is spliced from 9 exons. The coding region runs from base 257 to 1903 and encodes 548 amino acids. Gene Ontology annotation, cellular component: Cdc73/Paf1 complex. Gene Ontology annotation, molecular function: DNA binding; RNA polymerase II C-terminal domain phosphoserine binding. Lineage: Eukaryota; Fungi; Basidiomycota; Pucciniomycetes; Pucciniales; Pucciniaceae. The record is from RefSeq and is a predicted model, not a curated record.
CAAUCCCUCGCAGGGAGAUCUGUGACACUCCUGGUCGAUCCGUGCCAUGGACCAGACACUAUAAAAGCUCACCGCCAACAGCCAUCCUCGAUGCACUGGACACAGCAACCUCUUCGAGAACUAAUUCCAGCGUUGGACUUGGAGGACUAAUAUAUCUUCAGCUAUCUCUCGUCAUAUCGCGUCGCGAGGAGCAUCUCUGGAUACGUGACUUCAAUAGCUCAUAUACGCACUCUGUCGGUCUCAAGCGGCCCCAAUCAUGUCUGAUCUUGAUAAUGAGCUCCUCGCUCUCGCCGGAGGAGAUAUCUCGCAGACCGAUUUGAACCCCCCAAACUCUCAAUCUGCCCAUCAAGGUGCUGCAAAACGAACCAAGAAGAGCAGCAACAAUCCUGUAAAGCCCAAAAAGAGGAAAACCAUGGAGAUGGAUACUGAAUCAGACAUGGAGAUGUCGUCUGGUUCUGAUACUGGCUUUGCCAAAGAGGAAGAUAAAGAUGGUCCAAGCCGAGUGACGUCGAGUAAUCUAUAUCCGUAUGAAGGAAUAUACAAGGACGCGGCGGACAAGCAGAGGAUACAGAGCAUGUCCGAGUUGGACCGGGAAGCAAUCUUAGGAGAUCGACAGGACGAAAUCCAAAAGAUUCGGGAUCGCGAAAACGUCAAGAACAUGGUCCGUGCCAGGGAUGAAGCCUCCGGGAAAAGAUAUAGUGCUAGAGACAAGAGCCGGAUCGGAGUCACUUCGGAAAAAACUCAAAAGUUGGAUGAGCUUAAACAGAGACGACAAGCUAAAGAAAAGCGCCCCAAGCCUAACGAGGCUGAUUCGGCUGAGCUCAACCGCAAGCGGAACGGCUUGAAUUAUGAAUCCGAGGAUGGCGAAAUCGACAUCAUCGAAGAACAAGCGAUCGACCGCGGCGUGCGUGCGGCGAAAAAAUUUGAAGACAACGCCACGUUGAAUGAUAUCCGAUCGGUCAUGCUGACUCGCUCAAGAGCAGCCGAACUAUGUUCGACCAAAUUUUUCGAAGAAUACGCCAAAGGGAUGUGGGUCCGAGUCUCCGUCGGCUUCUCCAAAGAUGAUCCUAAGCGUGAGGUGAAGUAUCGAGUUGGUGAAAUCACCAAUAUCGUCCAACACAGGAAAUACUACGAAGUCGAAGGACAAGCGACCAAAGUCGCGCUGGUCGUAGUCCUUGCGAAAGAUGAGAAGACUGUCCUCUUAGACGUCGUUUCCAAUUCUAGUAUCCAAGAGAAUGAAUGGCUAUUUGUCGUUGGCGAGUGUCAAAAACAUGCAGUCCGACUACCGUCAAAGAAAGAAAUUUCUCGAAAAAUCAAAAUGAUUGAAAAGUAUCAAGACUGGGUGAAAGACGAGAGCGACAUCACGGCACAAGUAAAAGCAAAGAAAGAAAUGCGCGCCCAAGGGCUUGGCCCGACAACGCUGACGAUCUCAGAGCGGUUGCGACUGGAGAGCGAACGGGACCAAGCGGCUGCCCUGGGAAACCUGGAAUUAGCCGCGCAACUGACGAGACAGCUGGAACAAGCCUCGGGAGCGGUGUUCAAGACCGACUCGUUGAUGUCGGAGCUCAACGAGCGCAAUCGAAAGGCCAAUCGUGAGGAGAUCCGCAGGGCUGAAGUAGCGGCGAGCGAGCUACGCAGGCAGCAGAUGAAGGCCUUGGAGGCUGGCGCCGCCGUCAAAUUGGAUCCUAGCGCUAGAGUUAAGAUCAAUCCUAAAUUAACUUAUGAAGCCAGGUCGUCAACUCCUUCACAGGUAGCAAAGCCAUCGGCCAGCGGAACUCCUAGCAGCUCUACCGCCUCCUCGGCGAUUACUAACAACGCGACCAAGGAGAAAACUCAGCUCUCCAAAUUUGAGGAAAUGGUGGCCAGUCAGGUUCAUGUAGACAUCGAUAUUGGAGACUUCUAACCACCGAUCUUUCUCUUGUUUGCAUUCUUACUCCGUCCAUGUACGACAUACUUUCCUCACGUUCGCACCUUGUUUUUUUUUUUUUUUCUUUAUGUUGCCUGUGUAUGUACAAUAGACGAUAUCGCUCCGCUUGCUUAAUCCUCUUGUCUUCUUUCCUUAAUCCUCCUCCAAUCACUUUGUGAUGUUGAUCAAACAAGUGAGGGGCUUGUUGGAGACUGUCCUCGUCCACUUAUUUGAAACCCUUCUUGGCUUUGUUGCCAUUUCUCAAAACCUGUUCGCG